Messenger RNA from Branchiostoma belcheri (Belcher's lancelet), 722 nucleotides. Its product is annotated as GA-binding protein alpha chain-like. The coding region runs from base 171 to 722 and encodes 183 amino acids. NCBI's taxonomy places the organism in Eukaryota, Metazoa, Chordata, Leptocardii, Amphioxiformes, Branchiostomatidae. The transcript is spliced from 6 exons. The record is from RefSeq and is a predicted model, not a curated record.
UCCCCUAUCCCACAAUCCACAUCGCGAAUCCGGACAUCCGCCAUUUCACGUUGGUCAUUUCCUGUCUGUGCUUUGUUGGCCUAUUUUCGACUCCUUUUGACAAAAUUCCGGACUUAUUUUGAAGACUUGUGACCAAGAACAACAGAAUAAGUACAGUGGAGAGGCCCAGGAUGUCCAAACGUGUGACGGAAGAGAUUGUCAUUGUGGAGGGAGGAGAGGAGAAGAGGAUGAGAGUGGAGGAUGGAAACGACGAGUCAGAGGAAGUUGUAACAGAGAUGGCGUCCGCUGUGGCUGUCACAACGGUAUCAGUCAUCACCCAGGCGAUCCACAUCAACGAACCAAUCGGCUCCCUGCGACAGCUUCUGGAGCCCAGGGUGCAGUCAUCGCUAGAAAGCCACAACAUCUACCUCCAAGAUAUACCUCUGGACCCAGGACAGAGCCUGUUUGACCAGGGUGUGAAGACAGACGGUGUUGUCCAGCUGAGUGUCCAGAUUGUGUCCAACACAGGAGAGGAGGCUCGCCUGAACAUUCUGGAGGUGGUGAAACCUAUCCAGGAGACCAUAGAACUGGCUGUACCACUGGAGGAAGCACAUCAGGAGCAGGGUAAGGCUCAGGAAAAUCAAUGCCAUGUUUCCAAUUAUGGCCCUGAAAAAGGAGGGAGAAGGAUAGAGCUAACUGAUAACCUGGCUGUACCCGACGUCCAAGCACCGAGACUUGCGUAG